GUUUCUUGGGACUACCAUCCAUGGCGCCAGCAGGGCGCGUGGAAGCUUUCCACCAGCGUAGCCAAUAAUGACUAGAGUCGAGCUAGUUUAGGGAUCUAGCAGUGAAAACACUGAAUGGCCUCCGAUAAUUGGCAGCACCAUAUAAGAUAGGCGUUGGGAGAAGAGGCGACAGCGCAUAGCAGCAGCGCAGCGGACACCCCCUUAUAUCGGGUCUCGACGGUUCUGCGAGCAACGGUGGGUUCCCAUCACUCUCGAACCCCGAGCCCUAAUCGCGGGGGAAGCGCGCUUACUCACCCUCCCGUCGAUUCCUGUUACGCCAUCGAUACUCUCUCUCCCGUCACUGACGCAAGGUCGCGUCGCAUCUCUCACCUCCGUCGCACGCUCCCUCUCCCUUCGCGCUUCUCUUCCCAGGGCAAUUCUCUUUCCCCCUCUCCUCCACGUUCCUUUCCUUUCGCUCUUUCCUAGUCCGCCGUGAAGCGAUGGAUAGGCGCGGGGGGGAGGAAUGGAUAGGCGCUGGUAUGAGGGAAUAGCGAGCAGUCUCCUCCUCUCCCGCUCUACCCGUCUUGGAUCCCCCUCCUUCCCCCCAGUUUCCCUUCUCAUUCCCUUCAGCUCCCCCUCUCUUUCCCCUCUGCUCCCCUACUCUUUCCCCUCUGCUCUCCCUCCCUUUUCCUCCAGCCUCCCCAGAGUUUCCACUUGUUCUCCCCUAUCCUCUUCUCUCUUUCCCCCUGUCCUCCUCUCCCUUUCCCCCUGUCCUCCUCUCCGUUUCACCCUAUCCUCCUCUCCCUUUCCCCCUGUCCUCCUCUCUGUUUCCCCCUCCCUUUCCCCCUGUCCUCCUCUCCGUUUCACCCUAUCCUCCUCUCCCUUCCCCCCUUGUCCGUCUCUCCCUUUUCCCCAGUCCUCCCUCCGUUUCCCUCUGUCUUUCCUCUCAGCGCCCCCUCUCUUAACCGUUGUGAGUCCAUACCCCUCAGCACCCCCUCGUUCCACCCAGGUCCCCUCUCUAUCCCCUCAGCUGCCCCGCUCUUUCCCCGUCGCAGGGGGGAACCCCUGUGGCAUCUCCUGGUGUUCAUUCCAGACCCUGGCUCCCACAGCCCCAGCUCCCCCUCUCUAUCCGCCCUCCUCUGCCUCUCCUCUGCCUCUUCUCCCCUCAGCUCCCCGUCUCUUUCCCCUCGCCCGUCUCAUCCUCCCCCCGUUUUCAUCACGCCCCUUGCUUACCUUCCCCCCACCUUCUCGCCUUCUUUCCCCCCUCACCUUGUGACUGUAAAGGGAAAGGCUGCCGAGUCAGGGGGCAGGACCUUAGGGCUGUCCUCGGCGUGCAAAUGAAUAUUGUCUAUAUACGCCCUAAAACUAAACACCUUGGUUUUUGUUAUUCCUGUGUUUUGCAUACUACUCGACACAGCGUGUUGUGAUCUGGGUGCUGCUAAAAUAUUAUAUUGUUUCAUUCCUACUUUAUCCUUGCUUUGAGAACGAGUACUUCGAAUCCUAUCCAGAGGCCUGGUGGUAACUAACUAAAACCUUCCUAGGCAUCCCCAGACGACGUCUUCGUAUACUCCCUGAAGCCUGUGAGAAUCCUUCCUUCCAGGGCCUGCCCCGAAGUUUGCCCCCAGCGCGGAACGUAACCAAAGCGUACCUAGGGUUUGGGGACACUCGGUCUUGCCACGUUUCAGCCGCAGCGGAACAGUUGGUUUUCUGAAUUGUCUUCCGCGAGCCACCAGAAUCGGCCUCUAGUUUUGUCGCCACCAUGGCUGCUCCUCCCGCCGCCACCCGCCUCGCAGGGAAGGUGAAAUCGGGGCGGAAGAGAGGCGGAGCGGGCGGAGUGCCAGAAGCGCGGGGAGGAGGGGGAACUGCGGAAGAGGGGCGCGACGGGGAUGGCGGAGGACAGGAAACUGGCGCAACGGGUGGUAGAGGGGAUGGGGGAGCAGAUGGCGGGCGGAAGGGUGCAGGCGCGGAUGGGGGACGGGUUGCAGCAGGAGGGGAUGGGCGCGGGGAGGAGGCAGCAGCGGGGGAAGCGGCGGGGAGAAGUGACGUUGAUCGGAACACGGUGUUUGUGCGCAACGUAUCGUUUAAAGCCACUCAGAGCGAUCUCGAGUCAUUCUUCUCCACCGUUGGCCCCAUCCGAAAGUGCUUUCUUGUUGGGCAGAAAGGCGCAGAAACGCAUCGAGGAAUGGGAUUCGUCCAAUUUGCACUGGCAGAGGACGCCGAGAGGGCAGUGAGGGAGCUCGGGGGAAAGCGCCUGGAAGGCAGACCGUUGGCUGUGGAGCUGGCCAAGAAGAGAGCCUCUCUGGGCGAGAGACUGGCGAAGAGAGGCCCCAGGGAGCAAGCUCAUCAAGUGGAGGACCAGGACGACUUGACGGGCUUGCGUGGCUUGGGAAGGAAUAGUGCUGCUGAUGGCGCAGGGAGGAGCAACGCUACUGCUGAUGCCAUGGGGAGGAGCAGACCCACUCGAAUAACUUUCUCUGAUGCUGCCGCGUUUGCUGCUGCUCCUGCUGCUCCUGCUGCUCCCGCUGCACCUGCCGCGCCUGCCCUCCCUGCUGCCCCUGCCCUACCGGCUGCUCCUGCUGCCCCCAAGUUUGCUGCAUGUGCUGCUGCCCGAGCAGCUGCUGUCUACUCUGCUGCCCCUUCGAUUCCCGCUGCCGCUGCUAUUCCCGCUGCUCCUGCUCUCCCUGCCGCUCCUGCUGCCCCUGCCGCCCCUGCUGCCCCUGCUGCUCCUGCUGCUGUGAGUGCACCUGCUGGAGGUGGUUACAAGGCAUCGGCUUCAUUACCAGGCAAGGCAGGUGAGGGGAGCAGCAAGAAGGAGAGGAAGGGCAAAAAGGCACAAUCUGCCGCAGCUGCUGCAGCUGCUGCUCCUACCCAGACUGCGGCUGCUGCAUCCGCCGCUGCGAAGUCUCCAGGAGGCAGCAAGAAGGAGAGUGGCGGGGCGUCGUUGAAGCAGAGGCCAGCCCGCACGGUGGUGUUUGGAGGGUUGGCAUCCCCAGCAGCAGUGGCGCAUGUUCUCUCUGCUGCUGGUGCCAUCGCUGCCCCAGAGGAGGUCACAAACCCACUUCCAGAGGAUGGGCUGAAGGACAGAGGCCUGGCUCUCGACGGUUGCACCCCUCCUUCCCUCUCCGUCGUCUUCCCCUCGGUGCGCGCCGCCCGCCAGGCAGUGGAGACACUGCACGGAUGUCUGGUGGAGGGUGGAGUCACUGUGUGGGCGAGACAGCUGGCAGGCGAGGGCUCGAAGACUCUCAGCAAUCGAGUGAUCGUUCGCAACCUACCCUUCAAGGUGGCAGAAGGAGAUUUGAGAAAGGCCUUCGCUGUUGCAGGCUUCCCAUGGGCCAUCAAGAUACCACAAGGGGAGGAUGGCAGGCCGCGAGGAUUCGCCUUUGUCACAUUCACUACGAAGAGCGAUGCAGCAAAGGCAGUUCAGAAGGUCAAUGGCGCCACCAUUUGCGGUCGAGCGGUGUCGGUGGGGUGGGCGGUGGCCAAGAGAGAGCACAUGGAGAGUGUGGAGAGGGAGAAGGCCAAGGAGAACAGAGAUGGCUUGUCGAUGUUGUUUGAUGAUGAAGACGAUGAGAUGAAUGAGGGGGAGGAGGGAGAGCACGAGGAGGGGGAGGAGGAGGGGGAGGAGGAAGAGGAGGAGGAAGAGGAGGAGGACGAGGAGGAGGAAGAAGAAGAGGACGAUGAGGAAAGGGAAGCAAGAGUGAAUGGGCUAUUGGAUAUGGAAGCAGAGGAGGAUGAGGAGGAGGACGACGACGACGAGGAGGAAGAGGAUGAAGAGGAGGCGGAAAGCGAGGAAGAACAGGAUGAGGAUGGGAGUGAGGAGGGAGAGGGAGAGGAGGAAGAAGAGGAGGACGAUGAGGAGGAAGAGGAAGAGGAAGAAGACGAAGAGGAGGACGAGGAGGAGGACGAGGAUGAAACAUCGGAUGAAGAUGAGGAGGAGGAGGAGGAAGCCGACUGGGAGAUGGAGAUGGGUGGCGGCGGCACUAGUGGGGCGGCGCAAGGGAAUGAGAGGGACAUGAUGCUCCGUGUGCUGUCACGUGUGGUGGAGCUGGGGAAGGGGCAGCAGGAGAAGGGGCAGCCAGGGGAGGAUGUAGGGGCGAAGGUGAAAGGCGUCGUUGUGAAAAUUGGGAAGGAAGGGGAUGCGGGGAGAAAAGGGAAGGUGGGGAAGGCAGGGGAGGGAAAGAAGGGUGGUGGGGAAAGUGCAGCAGCAGGAAAGAAGAAAGACUCUAGUGGUGGCAAGGAGGGAGGGACGGAUGCUGCUGAGGAAGGGGAGGUGAACGAAGAGGAAGAAGCAACGGCAGGGAAGGGAGGGAAGGAAGAGACUGGAGCCAAGGAAGAGCCACCACCAGCGACGGUGUUUGUGAGGAACCUUCCGGUGGAUGCCUCGGCUGACCGCAUUCGAGCGGCGUUUGAGCGGUUUGGGAAGGUGGCUGACUGCCGUGUGGUGCUGCACCCGGUUACCAGGCGUUCCCGUGGCUCGGCAUUCGUCCGUUUCGAAACGCCCGAAGCCGCCCAAGCCUCCGUGGCAGGCUCGGUCCGAGCCGCGAAGGCCAGGGCCGAGGCUGGAGGGUCAAAGGGGAAGGGGGGAGUGGAGGAGGGGGUGGUGGUGGUGGGGGGCCAGCAGGCCCUAGUGACUCUGGCGGUGCGGAGAGAGGAGGUGGCGAAGGUGGUGGAGAAGAGGAAGCAGGCGGAGCUGACAGGCAAGGGGAGGGAGGAGGACAGGAGAAACCUUCACCUGCUGGAGGAGGGGGUGAUCAAGGAGGGCACAAGGGCAGCAGAGGGGAUGCCAGCAGCAGACAUGGAGAAGAGGAAGAGACUGCAGCGCGAGAAGCUGCUGAAGCUGCGCAGCCCCAACUUUGCAGUGUCUUUGACCCGCCUGGCGGUGCACAACGUGCCGCGGGAGAUGGGCGAGAAGGAGCUGAAGCAGGUGUUUCUGGAUGCAGUGAAGGCCAGAGCUAAGAAGCAGAAGCCGCAAGUCAAACAGGUCAAGGUCUUGAGGGAGACAGACCGGGUGGGGCCAGACGGCAAGCCGCGGUCCAAGGGAGCAGCGUUCAUCGAGUUCAGCGAGCACCAGCACGCCGUGGCGGCUCUGAGGGCGCUCAACAACCACCCCACUAUUUUCUCGCGCGACGGUCGCCCCAUCGUGGAAUUUGCGAUCGAGAACAUCUCUAUCGUCAAGCAGAGGCAGCAGACGGUCCGGCAGCAGAGUGACAGGCGGCAGCACGACAGGCAGCAGAACCGACAGCAGAAGCAGCGGCCAGCGCAGGGGCAACUGGAGCAGCCACAGGCCAUUGGAGAGGCAGGCGAAGGGAAGGGUGGAUUGGGUGGCAAGGCUGGGGCUGCUGGCUCGGGCGGUGCAAGAGGGGCGAAGAGAAAGGCUGAGGGGAGAAAGGUGGAGGGGAGUCAGGGUGAGGGGAGUACAGGCAAGGGGGCCGAGGCUGUUGGAAUCAAGGCGCCUGCUGCUAGUGUGGCUGACAGCCUUCCAGCAAGGAAGAAGCAGAAGCAGGCGCAGCAGGCGCAGCAAGGGAAGGGACAAGAGGUGCCACAGAAGGGAGCAGGUGGAAAGGCAGUGGGUGCAGCACAGCAGGGCGGCACGAGCGGCAUUGGGAAGGUGGAUUUGAAGCGGAAGCACAAGGCAGCAGCAGUGAAAUCCGGUGCGUCUCCUGCUGCUCCUGUCAACACGGGUGGCGCAUCCCCUGCUGCUGCAGUGAAGGCUGCUGGUGCCUCUCCUGCUGCUGCUGCCAAGACUGGUGGUGCCUCCCCUGCUGCUGCUGCUGCUCCUGUGAGACCCAGCGUCAAGGCAAAGGCGGAUGCAAGGAAGCGAGCAGAAGCAGCAGCAGUGAUGGAUGCUAGGCGGGCGCAGGCAGCACUAACUGGAGUAGGGGCUGGUGGGGGGGGGGAGAGGGGCAGGGUGAAGAGCAGGAAGGGGUCUGAGCACCAGGAGUUGGUGGAUGAGCUUGAUAGGCUCGUGGCGGAUUACAGGGCGAAGAACUAUGGGUAAGGAGAUGAGUCUAAAUGGAGGGGAGCAGGAGAGGAGGGACAGAGGGGAGAGGCACGAAGCCAUCUACGCUCCAGGAGUUGGUGGAUGAGCUUGAUAGGCUCGUGGCUGACUACAGGGCGAAGAAGUAUGGGUGAGGGUGUUAGAAUGAGAACUGAAUGAUUGAGUAGAGAGAGAGUACAGGUGAAUAUACCUAAGUGUUGUACCCUCUAAGAGGUGGCCCUAUACAGUCUAUGCAAAUAUAGGAGAUACACAUGU
Molecule: messenger RNA, 6232 nt
Organism: Closterium sp. NIES-67
Lineage: Eukaryota; Viridiplantae; Streptophyta; Zygnematophyceae; Desmidiales; Closteriaceae
Source: the annotation of a GenBank genome assembly